Molecule: messenger RNA, 684 nt
Organism: Lingula anatina
Lineage: Eukaryota; Metazoa; Brachiopoda; Lingulata; Lingulida; Lingulidae
Product: mucosal pentraxin-like
Source: RefSeq, a predicted model, not a curated record
AUGCAUGCUAUUGUGCUAUAUGAACCUCCACAGAGCGAGACCUUACUGUUAACUAACAGAGCUGUAGAAUUUACCCAUCGAUCAGCUUCAAAGUGGAUCCGUUUGGUUCCAAAACGAUGCACCCCUAGUCUGGGAGCACUGACGGCCUGUCUGUGGAUAAAAUACAAUCCAAUUCUCAAUGCUACGAAAACCACGCUCCUUUCAUAUGCGACUACAACGUACACCAAGGCCUUUGUGCUUCUGUUUGAAGACGAAGAGCUAGUGAUACGUAUUAACUCUCACUCACAUCUCUUUGGCCGUCUAACGCUGUCCAACAGCACUUUCUCCGACAACGCCUGGCACUACCUGUGCGUUUCGUGGGCAAGCAGUGACGGAAGUUGGCACUUCUAUGUUAAUGGCAGCCUGGCGUCCCAAGGGACAGGGUACGACGUAGGAGAGGUGUUGGAAUCUGAUGGUGCAUGGGUAGUAGGCCAGGACCAGAACAGUGUGGGAAGUGGUUUUGACCACAGACAAGCAUUCAAAGGUUUUGUGUCCUCUGUCGCCAUCUGGGACCACGUGGUGAACAUAACCAACUGCGGGCUGUGUUGCCAAGGUAACCUGAUCACGUGCCCGUAUUUUAGUUCGUCUGAAGUCGAACUCAGCGAUGCCGUCAUUGUUAACGACGACGGACCAAACAAUUGUUAG